Parasteatoda tepidariorum (common house spider) is the source of this 1128-nucleotide messenger RNA. RefSeq names its product Myb-interacting protein 40 (gene mip40). Gene Ontology annotation, cellular component: transcription repressor complex; Myb complex. Gene Ontology annotation, biological process: negative regulation of transcription by RNA polymerase II. NCBI's taxonomy places the organism in Eukaryota, Metazoa, Arthropoda, Arachnida, Araneae, Theridiidae. The record is from RefSeq and is a predicted model, not a curated record.
AUCUAGCUCAGCCUCAAUCUCAGAUUUGAAAACUACGCGGACGCCAUACGACCAAAAUAAACAAAUUUGGUUUUGAUUUGUUUCAUUAAUUGAAUAUAUUUUGCUUUUUAUAAAUGUUUUAGUAAUUUAUUUAAAUAAAUUAAGUUUAUUCUUAUUUGUUUGAAAACUUUGAACUGCAAACAAAUUAUUUUACAGAUGCAAAAUAUGGCUUUCAAAAUAAAACAAGAGCGUAAUGGUCCUGAGUUAGAAAGUGCCAGAUCUAAAUUGGAUGAAGCCCUACAAUUUAUAAUUGAAAAAACUGAGGAAAGCCCUUCCUCCUCUGAUGAUGAUUGUAAUAAAGGCUUUUCAGACUUAAUGAUAAAAAGAGAACCAUCACCUAUUUUAUCACCUACCAAAAGACCUGUUCAAAGAACACAAAGAAAACGUCGUCGUAAAGAUGAAACUUUGAACAAAAAUGCUAAUUCAUACGUUAUGAAGCUAUUUGACCGAGCUGUCGAUUUGACACCUUUUACUGAACAGACACCACUUUAUCCAAUUUGCAGAGCCUGGAUUAAUAAUCAGUCAUUAUAUAAACCAGUUACGACACCUAAAGAAGAAAUUGUAAGUGAGGAUGUAGAAAGCUGUGAAGACACAGAUAAGGGUUCUGAAAAUCCAGUGACAGAAGAUGUCUAUCAGCUUCCACCUCCUCGUCCCUUGCAAGGUAGAGACUUAAGAGUUCCAUCUCCUGUUCCUCAACCUGUUGAUCACUUUGUCAUUUGUUCAGAUGGAUCAAAUAAAACAAAUACUACAGACGCAUUAAUGAUCAAACAUUUACUUCACUGGAAAGCUGUGAGACAAAAGUGGAAACAGGCUGCUAAAGCUAAUGAAGAUCGCUAUAAAGAAAGUGGAGCUGUACUCAAGAGCAUGUUUGAAAAGGCUCAGUGUCGAGAUGAUGGCCUAUCUUCUGAGCAGUGGGAUACUCCUACUUAAGAUAUUUAUUUGUCCAGUUUUCUUUGUGACAUUUUAGAAUAACGUUUUAACCUUUUUAAUUUCAUGGAGCAUCAUACUAUAGUGAUCUAUUGACAUAUUGAUUGUAAAUAUGAUUUUGUUUAUAAAUAUUAUUGAUAAAUAAAUAUAUUUUUAUUCUUA